CGGCCGCCGCCGUCCCGAAGCGCGCACGCGGGGGGCGGGCAGGCGGGAGGAUGGAGCUGAACUCCCUGCUGAUCCUGCUGGAGGCGGCCGAGUACCUGGAGCGCAGGGACCGAGAGGCCGAGCACGGCUACGCGUCGGUGCUGCCCUUCGACGGCGACUUCGCCAGGAAGAAAACAAAGGCGGCCGGCCUGGUGCGCAAGGCCCCGAACAACAGGUCCUCACACAAUGAGCUAGAGAAGCACAGACGAGCCAAACUUCGGCUCUACCUGGAGCAGCUCAAGCAGCUGGUGCCCCUGGGCCCGGACAGCACCCGCCACACCACGCUGAGCCUCCUGAAGCGCGCCAAGAUGCACAUCAAGAAACUGGAGGAGCAGGACCGGCGGGCGCUGAGCAUCAAGGAGCAGCUGCAGCGGGAGCACCGCUUCCUGAAGCGGCGCUUGGAGCAGCUGUCGGCGCAGAGCCUGGAGCGCGUGCGCACCGACAGCACGGGCUCCGCCGUCUCCACCGACGACUCGGAGCAAGAAGUGGACGUCGAGGGCAUGGAGUUUGGCCCCGGCGAGCUGGACAGUGUGGGCAGCAGCAGUGAUGUGGACGACCACUACAGCCUGCGGGGCGGCGGCUGCAGCCACGGCAGCUUCGGGCCCCCCUGCAGGCGGCCCGGCCGCCCUGGCCUCUCGUAGGCGCUGCCCUCCCCGCUCCUCGGCCCGCUCACCCGCCCGGCCGAGCGCAUCGACCCUCUGGUCCUUGAAGCCUCUCCACGGGCCCACUGCUGUGCCAUUCUGGAAGCUCCGCCGCCGCCCGGGCUGCCCGCCUGCCGGUCAGGGCCCGCCGUGCCGCCCGCUCCUCCCACCCGGGCAGGGACCCCUUCGGGAGGCGGGGCCCAGCUCCCACAUCCGGGAGUCCAGCAUAGCCGCCCACCGCGUGUUCUCAGAUACCCAAUCAUUCCAGAAGUAUUAAAUGUCAUUGCUGCAAACCUCGGCGGGCGCCGUGUGAGGGGCUUAAUGACCACCACGGGGAGCUCAGACCCCAACCCCGGAUCCCAGCAGAAAGGAGUGGACCGAGGAAGGAAGCGUGGCUCUUCGUCCAUCCGUCCAUCUGUCUGUUGGUCCACGUACGCUCCUGAGGCGUGGACGGAGGGAUCCGUGAAGGGCGGGACUCGGGUGAGCACCCUGGGACCGUGGGUGGGCGGCAGCCUUUGCACCUGCAGGCGUCAGGAGCCAGGGCUGGGCUUCCGGGGGGGCUGCCAGGCUACCCCACCCUGAUUUGGGCGGCUUCUGCUCUGUUCUUAGGACCCUCAAAUGUGCACACGCACGCACCUAGGCACACACGCCUGCUCGCACACACAUGCAUACAUGCAGACAGAGGUGGUCCCUGGACCCAGAGGGCACACGUCCCGGGGCCUUCAGGGGUCAGUCGGGCGAAUGCCAGCCCCUGGCCUGUGCCUGGUCCCCCCUCCCACCCCCAGCCCACCUGCCCAGACUGCACAGGGCAGGCACUCCUCCCAGCGGGGGCUGGGAGUCGAAACCACUGGGUCCUCAGAGGCUCUCUCACCUCACUUUAAAACACCACCAAGCAAAAUGUUGCUGCAUUUCCCAGGGGCCCAGAACAGGGCUCCUGGGAGAGAAGCUUUUCCCCCAAAACGAAGGAGAAACACUUUUAAAGAGAAAGCGCUCUGCUGACUCGGCCGCUGUCGCUGUGUGCCGCCUAUUUCCUGUACGAGAUUUUUUCUACUCUAUUUUCCUAGCCGUUAUCGUGUCCUUGUUUGCUGAGGGGUGGGAGCGACCCAGCGUCUCAGGGACUCGUCCGUCUGUCACCGUCGUCCAAGUGUGCCUUGUGCCCCGUGUCUGGCCCCACCCCGACCGCCACCACCAGCAUCUCCCGCGUGGCUCACGGGACGCCCCCAGGUGCCCUCCUGGCCCUCUCCCCGCAGCCAAGCCCCCUAGGAGCGAGACUGCCUGGCCAGGUUGGCCUGGGGGCUGUGCGGCGGCAGGGUUCCGUUCUGUCUCCUGGCGGGAGGGGCUGUGACCUGUGGUCCUCCCGACCCCCCUCCCCCGCUGCGCAGUCUGACCUCCUAGGGUCUGGGGUGGGGGGUCGCCGCUAACCUGAAAAGUAGGUUCCUUCCUGUACCCAGCUUGAAGCCUCCCUUCUCCCCACCCUGAGCAAGGACUCCGGAUGUCAGACACUGGCAGCUUCUGAAGACAAGCGUUCACCCUGGGUGGACAGGCCUGGGCAUUAGGAGGCUUCUCCUGGCCUUUUGUCCCCGGGGACCACACAGCAAUAUUUGGGUGGGGGGCUGUGGGCUGACUCACAGUAGUGUCUGCCCCUCUGUCUUGUGCGUUGUAGCCAAUUUCCAGAUUGCGGCGGGGAGGGGGUGGGGAACUUGGUCUACCCCAGGAGGGUGGCCUGCUGAGGCACAAAGGGGUCCUAGGAGACAACUCUGGCGCAGAACCUGCCCCCCAGGGGCCUGGGGGGGUGGUGGGGAGCAGGCUCGAGGCGGGGGCCGUGCAGGUGCCUGGGGCACUGCUCCAUGUCGUGGCAGUUGCAAGGCAAGCUGUGCUGUUGGUGCCUCCUUCCAGCUCCUCUCCGGCCCAGUGUGGCCAGAGGGGCUUCCCGUCUGCCUGAGCUCAUCCACUGAGCGUUCCUCGCAAGGACCCCAGACCCUCGGAGCAGGGCAGGAUCACCCACAGUUAAGAGCCUUCCUUAGGACAUGCACCUGCAGGCCCCUGGAGAGCUCUGUGUUCUGAAUUUUAGAACAUCAGUUCUCCAGCCACCCCCAUCCUCACCCGCUACCCCCAGGAGAUGUUCUGCUCUGGCCGGCAGAGUUCUCCCCAGGUGACCAUUGUGGCCUCAGCUGACCUUCCUGGCUGGGAGACGCUCAGCCUGUGACUUUGUAGGCCAUGGUUCCCCCGAGCACGGGGGGGUGGGCGGGUUGGCCUCACUGGCCACCCAGGUAUGCUGGGGCCCCAAAUGUCACUCCUCGCCACCGGCAGAUGCCAGUGAGGGUCUGUGCUGGAGCUGCUCACGUGCCCUCCCCUCCCCGGCCUCCUGCACUGGUGGCCAGGGGGGGCCACAGGGUCGUUAAGAGCAAACCUGAGUGUCUUUGGGUCUGUAGAAAGCAACUGGGACCAGAACAGGGCCCGGGGUGGGGUUUGCCUGCACCCUUCCUCCGUUUGCUCUCACGCCCACGUGGCUCUUGGUGUCUGAGAUCCUGGAAGCCUGGGCUCGGGUUUGGGUGCACCCCCUCACGGCGUGAGGCAGCCCCUGCGCCUCGUCCCAGGCUCCACUGGCUGGGGAGGCCGUAGGAAGGCCCCCCCCACCGCCACCGGUGCGUCCCUGGCCGUCCCCAUGCAGGGCGGGUCUCGAAGCGUGGCGCCCAGCUCGCCUCCCUGGCGACAGGGCUGUGCGCCUGCCUGGCUUCGGUCUUGAAGGCCCCCGUCUCCUGUGGGGCUCCGGGCAACCCCAUGUGCUGGGUGAGGCAGGCUUCCCCCACUUGCCCACCCCUGUCUCUUGCGGGGCCAGCUCACCCGGGCCCCCCCACUGCAUGCAUGCAGGACUCUGACCCCACACCUACCCAGCCAUGUCUUGGACACAGGGCAGGUUCCGCGCCAGAGUAGGGGAUCAGGGGAUGCCGCCCAGGGGGCCUGGUGCUGGCCGAGUGGGCAUGUAACAAGAUCCUCGCUGGAAAGAGAGGGCUGCCCCCCCAGCCUGUUCACCGGGAGGGACUGUGCUGUGCGUUCUGUCUUUGUAACAUAAAUACAGAUUUUUA
Budorcas taxicolor (takin) is the source of this 3766-nucleotide messenger RNA. It is a transcript of the gene MXD4, whose product is annotated as MAX dimerization protein 4. The coding region runs from base 51 to 680 and encodes 209 amino acids. The record is from RefSeq and is a predicted model, not a curated record. NCBI's taxonomy places the organism in Eukaryota, Metazoa, Chordata, Mammalia, Artiodactyla, Bovidae. Gene Ontology annotation, molecular function: protein dimerization activity; DNA-binding transcription factor activity, RNA polymerase II-specific; RNA polymerase II cis-regulatory region sequence-specific DNA binding. The transcript is spliced from 6 exons. Gene Ontology annotation, biological process: regulation of transcription by RNA polymerase II.